Molecule: messenger RNA, 1010 nt
Organism: Oncorhynchus gorbuscha (pink salmon)
Lineage: Eukaryota; Metazoa; Chordata; Actinopteri; Salmoniformes; Salmonidae
Exons: 5
Coding region: 24-1010 (328 amino acids)
Source: RefSeq, a predicted model, not a curated record
GUACUAGAUCCACAGCCUUUAGGAUGCCCAGGUCAAAUCACGGUGAUGUCCAUCCCAGAGGGAGAACACCCCCUGUCACCUUGGACUGGAUCGAUGGCAAAAAUGUCAAAUUACUCAGAGUUGCCAACCACAAAGAGGCUUUCAGGUUUAAGAAGCUGAACCAGGCCCUCAGCAGCAUGGAAAGUCUCCACAAGAACUUCUGGCUACAGGAGGAGAGGAGGGUCAAACAGAACCUGAGGAGGCUAACUAGCGUGUCUCCUACUUUCAGAAGCCAAACUCUAUUCCAGAUUUCUAGUGAUAACAGCAGGGCUGAGCUUAGUGGAGGGGGCAGCAGGGUACAGCUCCCCACCUGCCCCCCGUCCCAUGCCAGCCGAGAGGACUGCUCCUCCUGCUCUCUCAACAGCCCUCUGUUCAGGAUCCCCCAGAGCACCGCAGCCCCAUCCCCACGAACCAGCCACAGAAGUCUGAUUCUCCCUCUUACCAUUAACGGGGACACCAUGUCCCCCCACCAUUUGUGGCCCAGAGACACCCUGUCAGAGAACCCCUCCUCCUCAAGGGGUGGUAUGCGUUACGGGGGUCUGACCCCACGGCCCAGCCAGCACCCCAGUACCCUGAGCUUGACCCCCAGUACCCUGAGCCUGGAUGGCAGUACUACACUCCUGCUUCCCACCCCCAGCCUGCUGGCCUUGCUUCCCCCCCAGCUGUCCCCGGAGCUCCAUGGGCUGCAGGAGGCUGUGCUGGGCUUCCCUCUGCUGCAGAAGAGGGUGAGGGAGCUGAUCACUCGGGCUAGGGCCACUGAACAGGAGAGACAGGACCGACGCAACCUCACCCUACGCCCCCUGGAGGCCCUGCGCUGCAGGUACCUGCGUCUGUCUGAGAGUAACAUCAGAACUCUGCUCCAGCAGUGUAAGGACAGUGGCAUCGAUAUGGACAUCCAUCCUCACAUGAAAGAAUCUGACAUUGAUAUCAGCAAGCUAUUCAAGGACUCUCGCCCUCCAUCACCGAGAUGA